AUGGAAGAAGAGGAGGACGUAACUACCAACCCCUUUUUCAUUACUCUCAAGCAGAGGCAUGCCGGGCUCUACCAGCUUGUCCAAUCCAAAUGCUACGUCGUGUGCGUGCCUCAAGCCGCGAGCCUUGCCGGCACCACCCUCUCCGAAGAGUUCUUGAAGCUCCACAUUCUGGCGUCGUCGCCGUACUUCCAGGGGAGCUUUACGACUUUGAGCGAUAAGAGCGUCGAGCUGGAAGAUAAUCACAUCACCACAACUGAAGGGUUCGCAGAGCAACGGAGGAUCAAGGUUCUCUCCGAGGAGCUCUUCUACAACGCUCAGUCGCAGGGCUUCCGCGUUCUGCUCAUCGAGCGACCUUUCAUCGGAGGCACCGAGGUGACCGACAACCACCAGAGCAUUCUGCCCAAGGAGCGAACGGCCACUGCGGUCAAGUACUUCUUGGACUCGUUCCCCGAGAACGAGAUCGUGCUGCAGAAGAUCGACGAGACCACGGGCGAGUUCAACAAGACGUACGUGAUCGUCAAAGGAUUCGAGUCGCACGUGGUCAGGAAGGUGCAGGAGCUCUACAACUACGCCGUCGAGGCCCUGCUAUGCGCCAAUCCAGUCUUCCGAGAAUUUCAUAUCAGAAACAGGAAUCUGGCUGAGUUCAAGGAGAUCGUCGAAGUGUACGUCGAAGCGCACAGAAGCCAGCCGGACUCCCCGUAUGUGCUCAACCGACUCCACGCCAAGCUGUGGGACGACUUCACGACCCUCUUCGCCAAGGAGGACAACGAUCUCCUCUCGCUCGCCUCAUCACUCAAAAACUUGAGGCAGAGCGAUGUUGGCGUUCGGCAGGCGUUGCAGUGUAGCAUGGUGGCGCCCAGCAGGCACUUCAAGUACAUGGACACGUGCACGUCUCCGCUGGAAAAGCUCUACUGCCUCAAGGAGACGUGCGAUCUCAUCAUGAAGACCGUGGCUGCCAGUCAGCCUCCAGAUUCGCAGGAGAGCGUGACGACCGACGACUUGAUCCCCUUCCUGGUGUACAUAAUUGUCCUCUCCAAGCCCAAAAACCUCCGCACAAACCUCUUCCUCAUGGAGAACCUCACCUUCAUCGGCCUCUCAACCAACGAAAUGGGGUUCAACCUGGUGUCGCUGCAAGCGGCUGUACAAUAUCUGCGGAGCAAGGAGUUGGCCAAGUUCGUCGACGCAGAGGCCAGCGACAGUGUGUUCCGCGACAACUCGCCGCUCAAAUCGCUCGGCAAUGCCAUCUUCACGCGCCACUCGUCGUUCUUCUCCUCUCCCUCCGCCGCCGCCUCGUCCGCCGACGCGUCGCCCCACAGCGAUUCCGGAGCCGGAGCGCAGAGUGAGUCCGCCGUGCAGCAGGAGAAGCGGUCGACCUACCGGAUCUCGGCGCUGACCGAUGACGACUCAUUUCCGCCGCCCGCCGCGUCAUCGUCGGCCUCGUCGCACGUCGCCUCCUCCUACUCCCUGACGCCCGUCUACGGCAGCACGCCUUCUCCCUCAUCGGCCUCUCCAUCUCCCGCUUCGCAUCCAUCGCCGUCGUCGGCCGAGGUGUCGUCGCCUUCGUCGGGCGGCGCGCCGCCCAGGCUCCACUACCGGUCCCUCUCGUCGCUCUUCCCGUCCUUCGGCCGCGGAGGCCGACGGGCCGACAAGAGCGACUCGAUGCCGGCCGCCUCCUUCACCUCAUCCUCUUCUUCCACCUCCUCUUCUGCCACGUCAUCCUCCCGAUCACCCUACGAACGCGUAUCGCCUCGCUCUUCCUCUUCCACAUCUUCUUCUUCACCAUCACCAUCACCAUCAUCAUCAUCAUCAGCUUCAUCUGUGCCGCCUCUCUCCACGUCGGCGCACUCCCUCUCGUCGUCUUCCUCCUACACGGGCGGCAGCCGCCGCGGCGGCGGGGCGAUCAGUGACCGAACGCACCACGGGCCGGCGCAUGCGCGGUCUUCGUCGUCGGCCACGUUGCCGCCGCCUGGGUCGUUCGCGGCGUGGGCCACGCCGGUGCAGCGACCGCCGGCCGUCAUCACGCUCGACGACGUGGCCACCAAGAAGGGCGACAACAGUGCCGACGACCUCGGCGACUUCCUCACCCAGCUGCAGAACGUCAAGGACGACGCCCUCAGCUCGCAAGGCUGA
Molecule: messenger RNA, 2130 nt
Organism: Acanthamoeba castellanii str. Neff
Lineage: Eukaryota; Discosea; Longamoebia; Acanthamoebidae
Product: vacuolar sorting protein 9 (vps9) domain containing protein
Exons: 10
Coding region: 1-2130 (709 amino acids)
Biological process (GO): early endosome to late endosome transport
Cellular component (GO): transport vesicle; late endosome; early endosome
Molecular function (GO): guanyl-nucleotide exchange factor activity; SNARE binding
Source: RefSeq, a predicted model, not a curated record